GUGUAAAAAAACAAAAAAAAAAAAAGAUUACGAAAGGAGCAUCGUCCUCUCUCAGUGGUCACUCGCUGCCUUUGAUUGUCUACUUAUAAACCCUACCUUUUUAUAAACCCUAGCUUGCCUUCGCGUUUAGUAUACUGUGCUCACGAACGGUUCGUUCUCUCGCGUCGCCAGAGAUGGCAGCUGACUCGGCGAAUCGUUGCCGCCGAUUUCCCUCCGACGAGACCGGCCUUAUUUCGUUCUCGUCUUCAGAUCUCUUCUCUCAACGCGGCGUACGCUCCGACCGUGGUCUCCGUCACUUUUAUCUACUCCUUGGCUCGGGAAUCGCUCCGAUUGGCAGAUAUGAUGGCUCCUCCGGAAAGCUAGGGUUUGAGGCCUGGUCCGAUUCGCAGCUUCAGGCUAUCCUUCUACUCUCACAAUAUCUAUUAGCGGACCAAGUCGAACCUAUAGCUCUGGGUGUUAUCCAGGAGGUGAUGGAGUUCUCUCCCAGCUUCUUGGAGAAGUCGAACUUUACACAAAAUGAUCCGAACAUGGAGAUUAACAUGGAAAUGCUUUUGGAGAUUGCUUCGUUUGAUGGAAGUGAUAUAUUGCCACCUGUCUCUCCUGCUGAAGCUUCAGAACUGUGGUCAACAUUUGUGACUUUCCAAGCAGUGGGCAGGUUCUCAAAUGAAGAGAAGCCAGUUGACCGGCUUCUUAUUUUCCUGAUGUCUGAAUGCAUUGAAUCUGUUACCCAGACUCAUUCAGUAGGCAAGCCCUCUUUCCACGUGAAUCCCCUGUCUCGCCACCUGGCAGUUGCUCACAUUGGCUUUGUUUGUUGUCUGAUUAUGGUCUGCAAAGAGCUUUUUCAACUACCAAGUGUGUUAGAUGAGAAGACCAUCGAUCAUACUUUCCUUGAUAAAUUGUCAUUUUGCUUAAGAAUUCUGAAGCUGCUGGGAAGACUUUCCAAAGAUGUUCAAUGUAUCGAAAACGACAGGACAUUGUUACAAGCGGUAGCUACGUUCACAGAUGCUUUUCCUAAGCUGUUCAGGGUUUUCUCCGACUACCCUGACCACACUUCUACAGAGGGUGAUAUUGAUAGUCUUUCUCUAGGGCUGGUGGAUGGAUUUCUUAAUCUUGUCCAGAUUUCUCAUGACGAGGAACCCCUGUUUGGAAACUUGUUCUCUGAGGGUAGCCGUUCUCUGUGUUCCAUAGAACCAAACGAUCAACCACCCGUUGCUGUCAGCAGCAGUUUACCACUGCAAGCUGCAAAGGAACUGUUGAACUUCCUUAGAGUGUGCAUUUUCGGUAAGCAAUGGGUUCAUAGGAUGUACGAAGGUGGAUGCAAAAAGCUUGACAUUGGUCACAUGGAUAUCCUGCUCAAUAUAGUAGGCUGCAGUACUGAAGACAAGGCCUCUGAUGGUGGUUGCAUGCUCCAAGAUGAAGGGAAACCUGGACGUGUUACCUUGGAGCUGUUACUUAAUCUCUUAAGUGGUCGUGCUCUGUCUGAUUCUCGUGAGUCCUACCUUUUUCAGAAAAUUCUUGCUGUUGAAAAUGGUGAGUUCGAGUAUGGAGUUGGUAAGAAUAUGGAGUUUAGAGACAUUCUGGUUGGUGUUUUAAAUCAUCUCCAAGCUGCACCUGAGAAGGCGGUCGAGGAUUUGGGUUGGGAUUUUAUCCGUGAAGGAUCGUGGCUCUCUCUUCUGUUGUAUUUCAUCAAUGGUGGCUUAUGGGGUUAUUGCAAGAAAAAGGAGUGCACAUCUGUCAAUGCCAAGUAUAUUGCUACCGCCGAUGGCAUUCGCUCCUACUUGAUGGAAAUUUAUGCCCUCGUAGAGUUGCUGAGAGUGCUUUCAUCGCUGGUUAGCAAGUAUUUACAAGUGCAUAGGAAAGCUUUCCUUGCAACUUUCAGUACUUUGAAUCACCAUGGCCACAGUUCGCCAUCUCUACUACUUCUCAAGCAUACUCUAUUUGGUAAAAGUCUUCAAGCUGAUGAAUAUGUGAAGAUUGGUGACAAUUCCCUUCAUCUUCAAUGCAUGUUUUAUCCAUCGAAACUGGAUGCUCUGGGUGAUGAUGGAAGAGGUCCGGUUGUUUUAUGCGGAUUUAUGGUAAAUGGGUUGCAGAUCUUUGUGAAAACUCUAACGGGUAAGACGAUAACCCUAGAGGUCGAAUUGUCCGACACGAUCGACAAUGUCAAGGCCAAAAUUCAGGACAAGGAAGGGAGCCCACCGGACCAGCAGCGUCUGAUCUUUGCCGGGAAGCAGUUGGAAGACGGGAGGACACUCGCAGACUACAACAUCCAGAAGGAGUCGACACUUCACUUGGUUCUGCGUCUGAGAGGAGGAGGAAAGAUUAAGAGGAAGAAGACACUCUUCAUUACCGGUCUCAAUGCCAAAACUGGACCAAGAGCUAUCCUCAAGUUCUUCGAGGAUGCUGGAGAAGAAGUUGUUCGUGUUCAAUUUUUAAUAGACCACAGGCAGAGAAGGCGCGGAUGCGCUUUUGUGUUUUUUGCUUCGGCUAAGGAAGCAAAGAAUGCGCGGGAAUUGAUGAAGAAUGGCGUAGAAUUGGACGGGAACAUGAUAUAUAUUGCCGCCCGAGCUACUCUCCCUGAAGGCGCUGGAAAGUAUUGGUUAGAUUACACGGUUUGUUACGGUACUGUGGCUGAAUCGACACAGAAUGAGAAUAUACUCAUUGUUUCCAAUCUCUCUCCCCAGACUAAAGUGUCUCAUAUUAUCGAUUUCUUCGGAAGUGUGGGAUAUGUUGUUACUGCUCAAAUAAUUGUAAACUCCAAGGGUAAGCGUGUGGGCUACGCCUUUGUUGAGUUCGCGGAUCCUUGUACAGCAAACAUGGCGUUGAAAACGAAACAUUGUCUAUAUUUGCUUGAUCAUAAGGUUUUCCUAGCUACAACGUCGUCACUUACAGGCCGUCCCCAACCUUUCCUUGUAGACAAACUCUGGAACGACUACUUUCUGACAAAGGAUGAAAACACGCUCUCUGUCACCAACCUCUCUUGCGAUACUGAAAUAGAAGAUAUCAUCGAUUUCUUCAAUGAUGAUGCACGAGUUGUUCAAGUUCAAUUUUGUAUGGAUUCCAGUGACAAGCGAAUGGGCCAGUGUUUUGUUGAGUUUGCUUCCGCUGAAGAGGCAAAUCUGGUGUUGUACACGAAGCUUACUAAAACGUUGAACCAUCAGAAAAUUUCGCUUGCUUGGGCCGCUGAUGUUCCACGCAUUACGCCAUAUUGCCUCGUUCACAAGGUAAAGUAAGAAGAAGAAGAAGAAGAAGAAGAAGAAGAAGAAGAAGAAGAAGAAGAAGAAGAAGAAGAAGAAGAAGAAGAAGAAGAAGAAGAAGAAGAAGGGUUUAAUGAAACUUACACUGUUUAUGAUGAAGUAGACCAAAGAAGAAGGAGUAUCUUCUUCUCCAAUUUCCUUAGAUCACAGCGACUAUCUCAUAUCACCAACUUCUUCAAAGUUAGAAAGGAUUCUGGAAAAAAAGGUACUGAAGAUUUUAGAAAAGGUGAAGAUUUUAGGGUUCGACUUGCUAUAAACCUGAACGGGAAUAGUCUCGGCUGUGGCAUUAUUGAGUUUGAGACUGCUGACAGAGCAAAGAAGGCGCUGCUGUACGAGAGUAGUCGUCUGAAUAUAAUUUCUGACGUGGUUGAGAUGUCUCCAUACCCUAUCCGACCCAAGUACAAGUACAACCGUGCAGAGAAGCUCUGGAACAAAUUUAACCUUCCACCAGAAAUCCCUCCGGUCGUUAAACGGAAAUAUUCUCAGUUAUCAGAGAGAAGGUCAGAGAAGAAAACCUUCUCUGAUGAUGACUGAUGGAAGAAGAUGAAGAAACUAUAUUUCAACUUGAUAUUCUAGUUUAGUUAUUUUGUGAAUCUAUGUUGAAAUAUGCUUUAAAUUCUGAUGUUUUGUUAGAUUCAAUCUUUAAAAGGACUA
Brassica napus (rape) is the source of this 3908-nucleotide messenger RNA. Its product is annotated as auxin transport protein BIG-like. The record is from RefSeq and is a predicted model, not a curated record. The transcript is spliced from 15 exons. Lineage: Eukaryota; Viridiplantae; Streptophyta; Magnoliopsida; Brassicales; Brassicaceae. Bases 174 to 3230 code for a protein of 1018 amino acids. Gene Ontology annotation, cellular component: cytosol; plasmodesma. Gene Ontology annotation, biological process: auxin polar transport. Gene Ontology annotation, molecular function: protein binding; RNA binding.